Vitis riparia (riverbank grape) is the source of this 2540-nucleotide messenger RNA. Its product is annotated as 50S ribosomal protein L7/L12. Gene Ontology annotation, biological process: translation. The transcript has a single exon. Gene Ontology annotation, molecular function: structural constituent of ribosome. Gene Ontology annotation, cellular component: ribosome. NCBI's taxonomy places the organism in Eukaryota, Viridiplantae, Streptophyta, Magnoliopsida, Vitales, Vitaceae. The coding region runs from base 162 to 731 and encodes 189 amino acids. The record is from RefSeq and is a predicted model, not a curated record.
CAAGGUUCAAAGUUCCAAGGCUCAGGCUGGUUCGAAGGCCUGAGAGGACUAGACUUCACUAGGGUUUAUGAUGGUCCUCCUUUCUUCACUCUGAGAGUUCAGUCAUGGCUUUCCUCCGCCUAGCAUUCUCCACAUAGUUUUCCCAAUAUAUUCUUACAAUAAUGAGGUAUUUUGGAAGCAUUGUCCCUCAGCUGUCAAGGAAUCUCAAGCUCCGCAUCACUCAGAACCCUACCUUUUGUGAUUCGUUAAACCCUAAUUCUCAUUUAUGGAACCGUUUGAAUUUUGUACUGAAAUACACUUCCUCUGCGCAAGUCCCCUCCGAGAGGGUUUCGUCCAUCGUAGACGAGAUCUCCGGUCUCACCUUAUUAGAGGUUUCUGAUCUGACGGAACUUUUGCGCAAAAAAUUGGAUAUAAAUGAAAUGCCGGUGAUGGCGGUGAUGAUGCCGGGCAUGGGGUUCGGGGUGAGAGGGGCCGGUGGAGCGGCGCCAAAGGCGGCAGAGGCGAAGGCGGCUGAGAAGACGGCGUUCGAUUUGAAGCUAGAGGCGUUCGAUGCGGCAGCGAAGAUUAAGAUUAUUAAGGAAGUGAGGACGUUUACGGAUUUGGGAUUGAAGGAGGCAAAAGAUUUGGUGGAGCAUGCGCCGACACUUUUGAAGAAGGGGGUGCCAAAGGAGGAGGCGGAGAAUAUCAUUGAGAAGAUGAAGGCGGUGGGCGCCAAGGUCACCAUGGAAUAAGGCAAUCCACUCUCUGUUUUGCGAUUUGAUUAUUUAAUACUUGUUCUCUAGGUGAUGGAUUUGGAUUUAUGGUGUGGGAUUUUGACUGCUAUGUGCAGUUGUGCAAAACGAAUUUGGCUAUAGGACCCACAAAUUUAUAUGAACAUUUCUUUUCUCCAGCUCAAAUAAUUUUCAUGUCUCUUCAUUAAUGGCUAUUUAUCAGUUAUGGACACAGUGACAGACCAUAUAGGCUUCCUGGUCUCUGUUGUUUGUUGUUUGUUCUACCACAUUUCCAUGAACCUGUUAACCACUUUAUUAUGUGGCCAAACUUCUCACCCACAAAAAAGAUAUAGAAAUUGUGUCGAGCACAUCGUGUGCAUUAUUCCUACAUUCACUAACACGAUACGGGAUGGGUUCCAUAGCUAUGACGAGAAAUGUACAUGGGGUUCCAGGGCCUACAGAGAUAAGCUAAAGAGGCUUUGGAUGUCUGCUCAAGGUACUGAUUCAUGAAAGCCUGUUUGAAAUAACUUUGAAUUGUCAAAACAAUGGAUACUUCUUAGCUUAUAAUUUAGCAAGAGCUUAAGAAGGGACUAAACUCUGCAAUACAUUCUCUGUAGACUUGCAAAGAGCUUAAGAAUUAAUAUACCUCCGCAUACUCUGUAUGAAGUCGAUUGAAAAAAUUAUGUAGUUUAAUAAAGGGGAUAGCAAAACAUUUUGACAAUAAUCUUUUCCUGGUGGCCAAUUAGCCAGUCACAUAUUGGCCUAGAGGCUGUUAACUGUGUGAAUGGUCAGUAAGCUCACCUACACUAGCAUUGUGUUUGUGGCCUUCUAAGUGUAGCUCACUGGUUUCACUCAAAGGCUGCUAACGACAUUCCUAUGAUUUGUUAUUCUUGAUUAAAAAAACGAUUAUGAUAAAAUGAUUUCAAGAUCAUUAAUGUGACAUGGGUUGCCUAGUGUGCUUUGAUGGUUUUGUAGAUUCAAAAGGUAACAAUGCCUCAUAUACACAUAUCUCUGCCCUGCUGACUUACAUACAUGCAUGUGUAGACACAUAUAUCUACAUAUUUAUUUUACUUUUCUAUAAAACUUAUCAAUUUGAGGAAGUUGUGGUCUCCUGUUUGUUAAUUGUUGUCGUGUUUGGGUGCACAUUACUUAAUGUGUGUUCUUGAGAGAAAUUGGAUUAUUGUAAAUUUCUUAAUUGAAAUUUAUUCUAUUCUAAUCAAUUGUUGUUCAACUCAAUACAAGAAAACCGAACCACUCCUAGUUGGUCAUGGAAUUUGCUUGGGCUUUAUCUUGAAAUGAACUGAUGCAUCUAACAAAUCUUAAAAGAGUUAAAAAAAGGUUUCUUUGUGUCUGCUCUUUACUUUUCUUCUUUAGGUCUUCUACUGGUAAAUGGAUUGUUUAAAAAUAUAUUUUUUUGAUGGGUAAGCUACUCUUUCUUUAUAUGAUUGAUUUGCUUAAUGAAAAUACUGCAAAAAUAGUAUCUUGUAUGUACUUUUAUUUUUUGGUUUCUGCAGCUGGGGAAUGACUGGCAACCUGAUUACCUGAAGCAACCUUAACACCUCUGAAUGAUACUCUCAAGGGAUGGAGAAAAUAACUCAUUGUUAAGAUGAUAUUGUCUGCUCUAAAGUACCACCAUCGGGCCUCCAACAUAUUGAACCCUUCAUGAUUGAUCUAAUCAACAGUUCAAUUGGGAAACCUGGGCUUUGUUAGUUGUGAUGAUAUGUGAAAGAAUGAGGGAGCUUUUUGGCCGGAGGGCUAUUUGUCACUUGUUGGAGAGCCUGUGGCUAUUCAUUGUUGCAUGUUUUAAUGGUUAAGAUGUUCAAAUUCAAA